CAACAACAACAAUUAAGAUCAUAAAUUUGUAAUUUUUUUAAUUCAUUUUCUCGACUAUUUCUGUAAUUGACGCUGUAAUUGACGCUGGAAUUUUUAUUAUAAAGCAAAGAAUAUCAUCUGAUAGUGUUUCAGAAUUUAAAGAGAAUGUCAGAUGGUCCAGAAUACACUGUGUAUGAGACAGAGGGCCAGCAGCCAGUGACAGUGACCGUAAACCAGAAUGGUGAAGAUAUACAACAAAUACAGUAUAUUACACAAGAUGGUACUGUAGUAUCUGCUGGUCAGAUUGUUGCAGGCGGUGGCAAUGUUAUACAGGUGGCUGAUGGAGUUCAGGGUAUAGGAGCCCAGUCAGCAGGUCAGCAGCUUAUAUUGAACCAGGCAACUUCUCAGGCACAGUCUCAAACUAUUGGCACACAGCUUCUACAAGGUCAGACACCCCCAGCCGGGAGUACGGGGACAGCGAAUGCUUUAGGGAUACCUCAGAUGCUGUUCCUUAAUCAAAUCACUGUAAACGGUCAAACCUCAUUCGUACUGGUGGAUGCCCAGAACAAACCUGUACAACUACCACAAGGAAUACAAGUAAUAAAUCUACCGAAUCAACAACCAGGUCAGCAAAUAGCAAUGCCCGGUGAAACAGGAGAAGAGCCAUUAUAUGUUAAUGCUAAACAAUAUCACAGAAUUUUGAAAAGAAGGCAAGCUAGGGCCAAACUGGAGGCCUUGGGUAGGAUACCUAAAGAAAGACAGAAAUAUUUAUACGAAUCUCGUCAUCGUCAUGCGUUAAAACGCCAGAGAGGAUCAGGUGGUAUAUUUGUGAAUAACGAGGAUAAAAAAGCUGACGAUCACUAUCAUUCACACGGAGAUCUUAAACCAACCGCGGCACAGCUUCUAUCUAGCAGCUCUAACGAUAUAAGGUUACCCAUAGUAACGCAAGCCUCUGAUCUCGUUCUAGGACUUGAUACGUAGAAAGAAAAUUGAUUGCUGAAGCUGUGUGUAUACAUAUAUGUACAUUAAACCAUUGCAACUUGUGCUUCACAUUGUGACAUAAAUCUCGCAUUAAGAGGUGGAUGAUUUAUGUUUACAGUACAACAACUGUAUUUCAGUUAUAGUUGCUUGAGGCCUCAGAUCAAAUGCUCUUUGAUUCAUUAUUACCAUGUUCAAAUUCUGUUUCAAAUUAUCAAAAGAAUACUAUCUUUAUGACUAGCAGAGAUCUUACUUUUUCAAAGAAAAAUGGGAAUGAUUUUUAUUUUUUAAUGAAUUAGGUGCAAAGAGGUAAUUACUAAUUAGCUACUUGUGUCUUGGUCAUAAUUUUUUUACCAAUGUCAAAGGUCAUGGCUGCUAUUUGACCUUGAACUUUGUCAAAUAUUCUCAUUAUUGGUAUUUACAUGUUGUAAAUGUACCAUGCCCAAAACCAUUGAGAAUGUUGAAUUAAUUUUACAUAU
Molecule: messenger RNA, 1436 nt
Organism: Ruditapes philippinarum (Manila clam)
Lineage: Eukaryota; Metazoa; Mollusca; Bivalvia; Venerida; Veneridae
Product: nuclear transcription factor Y subunit alpha-like
Exons: 7
Coding region: 145-960 (271 amino acids)
Biological process (GO): regulation of transcription by RNA polymerase II
Cellular component (GO): CCAAT-binding factor complex
Molecular function (GO): RNA polymerase II cis-regulatory region sequence-specific DNA binding; DNA-binding transcription factor activity, RNA polymerase II-specific
Source: RefSeq, a predicted model, not a curated record